ACUGACUCGGAUCCGUUCCGCGACGCAACCUACCACCUUUCGUCCUCCUCCCUCCGCGAGGUCCUAAUUUAUACCACCAACCCAGCCCAGCAAUCAUACUUGUUACCGCUUGCUGCCUCCCAUCGAUCGAUCGCCACCCACGGCCUGCUGCACCACCAUGCUCUGAGUCUGAUCCCCGCGCAUCUCUCAGCAGCUUUCCGGUCAUGGCGUCCGUGAGAUCGUGCGUGUCCGUGAAGCCGGCCGCGGGCCCGGCCAGGUACAGAUCCGCCAGGCUCGGGGCGGCCAGCUUGGAGCCGAGAAGCCUGCGCAUAUCCGCUUCUUCUUCGUCCUUGCCCUCCGCCGCGGAUGGUUGCAGCAGCAGGGGCGUCGGCUGUGCUGCCAGCAGCAACGGGCGUGGCGAUGGCGUCACCGGUUUAGUUACUGAUGGAGUUUGGUCGAGGAGGAGGGGCGGGCGGGAGGCCGUCGCCAUGUGCAGCGCCAGCCUCGAGGGGGUCAGUCGCAGCGCCGCCGCCGCCGUGCCCAGCGUGCCUGCGCUGCCGGAGCGGGUGAAGGCGGUGGCGCUCAUGGCGGCCGUCAUGCUGCUCUGCAACGCCGACCGCGUCGUCAUGUCCGUCGCCGUCGUGCCGCUCGCCGCGCAGUACGGCUGGUCAAGCUCCUUCGUCGGCAUCGUCCAGUCAUCGUUUCUUUGGGGAUAUGUUUUCUCAUCCAUGGUUGGAGGAGCUUUGGCAGACAAAUAUGGAGGGAAGAAGGUGAUGGCAGGUGCUGCUGCACUCUGGUCCUUGGCCACUUUCCUCACUCCGUGGGCCGCUUCUCAAUCCGCUGUUGUGUUGCUUGCUGUGCGUGUGCUCUUUGGGAUUGCAGAAGGUGUGGCAUUUCCGACAAUGAGCACAUUCUUACCCAAGUGGUUCCCAACGCAUGAACGGGCCACUGCUGUUGGCAUUUCCAUGGGAGGAUUCCAUCUUGGAAACGUCGUAAGCUUCCUAGCAACACCGAUCAUCAUGUCACAUAUAGGCCUCGCUGGAACAUUUGCCUUCUUCGCAUCACUUGGUUACAUGUGGAUCGCUGUAUGGCUGUUGAAUGUAGAAAGUGACCCCAUCGACAGCCGUACUAUAAGCAAAUCUGAACUGCAACUAAUUCUAGCUGGACGAAGUAAAUCAAAAGUCAAGGGCGACAAAUUCCCAUCUUUAAGGGAAGUGUUCUCAAAGAUGGGAAUGUGGGCCAUCAUUGUAGCUAAUGUGGUAAACAACUGGGGCUAUUUUGUUCUACUGUCAUGGAUGCCGGUGUACUUCAAAAUGGUAUAUGAUGUCAAUUUGAAACAAGCUGCAUGGUUCAGCGCCAUACCUUGGGCCGUCAUGGCUCUAUCAGGAUAUAUUGCAGGAGCUUCUGCAGACUACUUGAUCAAAUCUGGCUUCUCUACCGUGCGGGUUCGGAAAAUUAUGCAGUCAAUUGGUUUUAUCGGGCCAGGUGUGUCAUUGCUAUGUUUAAGAUUUGCUCAAACACCAUCAGUCGCGGCAGUUAUCAUGACCGCUGCCUUGGGUUUGAGUUCCUGCAGUCAAGCUGGGUAUUUCUGUAAUGUACAGGACAUUGCCCCUCAAUACGCUGGAUCUUUGCACGGCAUGACCAAUGGCAUUGGGGUGGUGGCUGCCAUAGUUAGCACUGUAGGAGCAGGUUACUUCGUCCAGUGGCUUGGAUCGUUCCAGGCCUUCCUCACCCUCACGGCGGUGCUUUACUUCAGCGCCACUAUUUUCUACAACACCUACGCCACAGGAGACCUGAUUUUUGACUGAGCUGAAACAAACUAUUCUUUUCGUGUAUAAUUCCAAGUGUAUAAGUACAGCCUGUAAAAUGCCUCUGUCUCAUGCACCCUGUACAGAGCCAAGAAAUGAAUAAAAGUAAGAUCGAAUUGUUGGUUCUGC
This is a messenger RNA of Lolium rigidum, 1916 nucleotides long. RefSeq names its product probable anion transporter 2, chloroplastic. Lineage: Eukaryota; Viridiplantae; Streptophyta; Magnoliopsida; Poales; Poaceae. Gene Ontology annotation, biological process: transmembrane transport. The record is from RefSeq and is a predicted model, not a curated record. The transcript is spliced from 8 exons. Gene Ontology annotation, molecular function: phosphate transmembrane transporter activity. Gene Ontology annotation, cellular component: plastid. The coding region runs from base 204 to 1787 and encodes 527 amino acids.